AUGAACUCCAUCCAGCCCUUCGUCUUUGGUAUUUCGACGCCCAAAGUGUUCUUCGGGCCUGGCACCCUGAACGAGUUGGCCGGUGAGCUGAAGUCCCGGAACCUCUCGAAACCGCUCAUCAUAUGCUCGCCUUCUCGAACAUCGCUCGCUUUGAAAAUCCAAGGCAAGCUGUCAGACGCAGGCAUCACAGACACGGACAUCCUGGACACAGCCAAGGUCCACAACCCCAGCGAGAUCAUCGCGCCCGCCGUAGCGCGCGCAAAGAACCGAGAUGCGCUCGUCUCAGUCGGAGGUGGAAGCGCCGUCGGCCUGGGAAAAGCCAUUGCCCUCCGCACGGGAAUGCCGCAGGUCGCGAUCCCAACGACGUACUCGGGCUCAGAGAUGACGCCGAUCAUCGGAGAGACGAAGGACGGCAAGAAGACUUCGACGACGGACCCCAAAAUUCUCCCCAAGGUUGUCAUCUACGAUGUAGACCUGACCAUGGACCUGCCGGUCAACGUCAGCGGCCCAAGUGGUCUCAACGCCAUGGCACACUCAUUCGAGGCGUUGUAUUCCCGUCAAGCCAGCCCCAUUACAGACCACCUCGCAUUUGAGUCCAUCAAGGCACUAUCUGGCGCUCUGCCAGUCAUCGUGACAAACCCGUCGUCAGUCGAGGCGCGAACGUCCGCCCUUUAUGGCGCGUUCCUCGCCGGUCUUCUCGCAACGGCAACGGGUAUUGCUCUACAGCACAAACUGGCUCAUGCCGCAGGCGGAACCCUCAAUCUCCCUCACGCGGAGACGCAUUCCAUUUUCCUCCCACAUAGCAUUGCUUACAACGCGAGCGCCUUCUCCGAGGACACCGUACGUAGGCUGUCUGCUGCCCUCGCCCAGAGUACAGAAAGCACCGCAGCAGGCGUCGUGGCCGGCUUGAACCAGUUGCUGCGAUCACUGGACAUACCGACCGGCCUGAAAGAUGUCGGCAUGCAGGAGAAGGAUAUCGAUCGCGUCACAGACGUGGCCUCAGACACGCCAUACUGGAACCCUCGCCCGCUGGGAAAGGCAAAGAUUCGCGAAAUCAUCCGCAGGGCGUGGGCCGGAGAGCAAGCCAGUACUGACCUCUAG
Messenger RNA from Colletotrichum karsti, 1101 nucleotides. RefSeq names its product iron-containing alcohol dehydrogenase. Lineage: Eukaryota; Fungi; Ascomycota; Sordariomycetes; Glomerellales; Glomerellaceae. The record is from RefSeq and is a predicted model, not a curated record. Gene Ontology annotation, cellular component: mitochondrion. Bases 1 to 1101 code for a protein of 366 amino acids. Gene Ontology annotation, molecular function: alcohol dehydrogenase (NAD+) activity; metal ion binding; maleylacetate reductase activity. The transcript has 2 exons.